This is a messenger RNA of Aspergillus pseudoviridinutans, 1428 nucleotides long. RefSeq names its product putative swollenin (gene swo1). Gene Ontology annotation, molecular function: cellulose binding. Lineage: Eukaryota; Fungi; Ascomycota; Eurotiomycetes; Eurotiales; Aspergillaceae. The coding region runs from base 1 to 1428 and encodes 475 amino acids. Gene Ontology annotation, cellular component: extracellular region. The record is from RefSeq and is a predicted model, not a curated record. The transcript is spliced from 7 exons. Gene Ontology annotation, biological process: carbohydrate metabolic process.
AUGAUGCUUCUCGUUGGUAUAUUUCUAGCCCGGCUUGCGGUGGCUGCCGCGCAGAGCAGCUGCGUCACGGCUUGGGGUCAAUGCGGUGGCAUUUCUUACACCGGGUCUACCUGCUGUCAAAGUGGGAAUACCUGCGCCGAGAUCAAUUCGUACUACUACCAGUGCACGCCAGCCACAGUGACUUCAACUGCCACUGGGACUUCUUCUGGCUCUGGUUCAUCGUCUGUCAACACUUCAGGCUAUACAACGACCACUGUUCUUCCCAGUCCUACAGCUACACAGAACCCUUAUCCAGCGGCCAAUGCCAGCUCUUGUGGAUCGUGGGCUCUCGUUGAUAACGUUUGCUGCCCAUACUACUGUCUCUCGAAUAAUGAAUCCGAGUCCUGCACGAGCAGCUGUACCGGCGGCUGCGGCAGUCCUGAUUCCUCCAUGUGCAAGUCCGGGACAAUGUGGGGAGAGCAACUUACCGUUACCUCCAACGAGGCCUGGCAUUACAGCCGCUCAACACACUUUGGUCUGACCAGCGGCGGAGCCUGCGGUUUCGGCUUGUACGGCCUCUGCACCAAGAACAGCGUCACAGCAAGCUGGACAGACCCCAUGCUGGGCACUACCUGCGACGCGUUCUGCACCGCGUAUCCGCUGCUCUGCAAAGACCCCGGUAACGUCACGCUCCGCGGGAACUUUGCCGCUCCGAACGGAGACUACUACACUCAGUUCUGGCCAUCCCUGGCUGCAUCCGGAAAUCCCGACAACUACCUCUCCUGCGGCGAGUGUUUCGAGCUCAUCCGUACCAAGGCCGACGGGACGGACUACGCCGUUGGUGAGAGCGGAUAUACCGAUCCCAUCGUCCUCGAGGUAGUAGACAGCUGCCCCUGCGACGCAAAUUCAAAAUGGUGCUGCGGAAGCGGCGCCGACCACUGCGGCGAAAUUGACUUCAAGUACGGCUGUCCUUUGCCGGAAGGGUCCCAUCACAUGGAUCUCUCCGAUAUCGCUAUGGGCCGUCUCCAAGGAAACGGCAGUCUCACCGACGGCGUGAUUCCCAUCCGUUACCGGCGAGUGCCCUGUCCCAAGCCAGGGAAUAUCUACAUCUGGCUUCAUGACGGAGCUGGGCCGUACUAUUUCGCGCUGAGCGCGGUGAAUACCAACGGCCCGGGGUCUGUAAUUAGUAUCGAGGUACAGUCUGGUGGCUCUGGGCCCUGGGUUGCACUCGAGCACGAUCCGAAUUACACGAGUAGUCGGCCGCAAGAGCGGUAUGGCUCUUGGGUCCUCCCGCAGGGCCAGGGACCCAUUACUGUGCCUGUUGCGAUGAGGCUGACGGCGCCGGAUGGGCAGCAGGUGGUAAAGGAAGGGGCGAUUACAAGCUUUACCCCGCCGGCGACUGCGGUCACUGGGUUCUGGUAUAUUGAUCUUGGGGUGCAGUUUACCUAG